Dioscorea cayenensis subsp. rotundata (Guinea yam) is the source of this 914-nucleotide messenger RNA. RefSeq names its product cell division topological specificity factor homolog, chloroplastic. The transcript has 2 exons. NCBI's taxonomy places the organism in Eukaryota, Viridiplantae, Streptophyta, Magnoliopsida, Dioscoreales, Dioscoreaceae. The record is from RefSeq and is a predicted model, not a curated record. Gene Ontology annotation, biological process: regulation of division septum assembly; chloroplast fission; cell division. Bases 67 to 762 code for a protein of 231 amino acids.
UCGAGUGUUUCUUUCAAGGGGAAAAGGUGAGAAAAAAAAAGACCCAGCUCCGAGAGAAGGGGAGCCAUGGCGAUCGCCGGCGAUUUGAAGGCAUUUGGGGCAUUUGCUUCUCUUCGUCCCAAGCAUCCCUUCAGACCCUCAGUUUCUUCUUCAAAGCAUUUACAGUUGGGUGGCUUUCUUACUGGAGGAUCUAAUGAUCUCAAGAUAACAAGUAAAUGGCCGCACAUGAAAUUGGAAGGACAUUCAAUCGGACGUGAAGAUUUUCGCUGUUUCCGCACCACAGAUAACAAACUCUCAUCAACAACCUUUAAUCAAGAUGCAGAAGGCUUCCUGCUUAACGCCAUCACCAUGAACUUCUUUGAUCGUCUGAGCUUGGCCUGGAAGAUAUUAUUCCCCACAUCAACAGCUAGAAGAAACUCCAACGCUAAAGUUGCAAAACAACGGCUGAAAAUGAUCCUUUUCUCAGACCGAUGUGCUGUCAGCGAUGAAGCCAAGCAAAAGAUUGUGACUAACAUUGUUGAGGCCUUAUCUGAUUUUGUAGAAAUAGACUCACAGGACAAGGUCCAGCUAAGUGUCUCAACUGACCCUGACCUCGGUACAGUGUACUCGGUCACAGUCCCGGUCCGACGAGUGAAGCCUGAGUAUCAAGAAUCUGAAGAGGACUGCAAGGGCAAGAUCACAGGUGUCCAGUACCGAGACACGGGAGAUGCAUCUGGUACUGUUGAUGUCACAUUCGAUUUCUAUGUACCCAAUGGGAAUUAAUAGGUUGCUUAAUAUAGUUUGUUUGGAGAACUAGGAAGUUGAUCUUGCUUUUAGGGUUUAUGUUUGAGACAUUGUUUUCAUGUUGGAAUUCUCUUCUGCAGGCAUAUGCAGUUUUUGUACAUAAAUGCAGUGGUGAGGAUUUUGAUCAUGCC